Messenger RNA from Sinocyclocheilus rhinocerous, 4659 nucleotides. RefSeq names its product sperm-associated antigen 17. The transcript is spliced from 37 exons. Lineage: Eukaryota; Metazoa; Chordata; Actinopteri; Cypriniformes; Cyprinidae. Gene Ontology annotation, cellular component: axonemal central apparatus. The coding region runs from base 1 to 4659 and encodes 1552 amino acids. The record is from RefSeq and is a predicted model, not a curated record. Gene Ontology annotation, biological process: epithelial cilium movement involved in extracellular fluid movement; axonemal central apparatus assembly.
AUGCCCCCCAAACGGAAUAAAAGUGCUACUCCAUCUGGGGUUACUCCGACUGGGCCAGCUGCUGCUAAUAAAAACUGGGAAACAGCUCUUACUUCUGCUGUAUUUGAAGAGAAUGACUGGAGGGCCAGUCUGUCUAUGGUGCAGGCAGAAAAAGCAGAGGACGAACAGCUCAUCAGCGCCCUCCUGCAGGCGGUCCAGCAGCCCCUGCGCAAGCUCUUCAGUGUGCUGUCCUGGGAGGACACUCUGGAAAAGAUCAAUGAACUGGGAAACCCAAAGACCAGAAAGACCAAAGAUGUUCCCAUGUUUUGUGAGGUGACUGAAGUUGCAAAGUCUAUAAUGGAUGUUGGAGAGGAAAUUACUGUGGACCUGAUGGCAAAAUUAAUAAAGUUUCAGCUUCUGACCAUCAAAAAUAAUGACAUUGCAAGGAGGGCUGCUGAGCAGAAGUCUAUAGAGGAUAUCCGUGCUAAAGCAGGACUGAAUUCUGCCGGCAAGGACCAGGGGGGUAAAGGAGCAGCAAAGGGGAAGAAAGCUGCCGAGCUUCCAGUUCCAACCAAAGACACCAAUCUCAAACGCAGAGGGGAAGAGGAAAAUAUAAUCAAAUACAUAGAUGAUGAGCCUGAUGACGGGCCGCAGCACUACAUCCUGAUUGUGGGGUUCUGCCAGCCUCAUUUAAUCUCUGCAUUGGACGGUCUGGGUAUCCACGUGUCCAAUAUCAUUAAACUGGGCUUAGAUAGAGAAGAAGAAUUAGAGGCUCCAGAGGAAACAGUGGCAGAUGAGAAUCACCACUCAACUGAAGAUCAAGAAGUAGAGACACUUAAACAAAAGAGGCAGUGGGAGCUAGAUGUGUUCUGGAAGCAGCUGGAUCAAGUCUUGAACAGUGGGAAUAUGGGAUCAAGUCUCAGUGAUGUUGCCAGGUUGAACUAUAAUGUGAAGAUUCAUUUGCUGCCCCAGGACAAAGGCAACACUGAAGCAAUGGUGAAUGGAGAAGAAGAACUGGCAUUUGGAGCUGCUAUAUUUGAGGGGGUGGCAUGUCUUGUAUAUGACAGCAUGGACUGGAGGAGACAGUACAGCCAUUAUCUCAGCUGUAUAAGGUUUAUCCAGGUACCAGAGACCUGCAGAUCCAUCCAGCAGUCCCGACCGCAGAGCUCCACUGAGGUUGUACAACCCCCAAGGAAGAAAGUAGCAUCAGAGGAAGACCCUGGUAUACAAGAAGAGCCAGAGUCUCCUGUUCUGAGCACAGAGGUGGAUAUGAGAUUCUACUGUGACCUACUGGACAGGAUUCCUACUGAAAUCCCAUCUGUGCCUUUUAUACUGCAUUGCAUGCUAGAGCAGGUGGUGGCUUCAGAACAGGAAGGAUCUGAUGAUUCAGAAGAGCGCUGUGAUAAAACAGAUCAAGAUCUAAUCAGUUACAUGCUCUCAUCUGUGCUGAGUCUGCCACAGGAUGAAGAAGACAAUAAGGAUCUCAUGAAGAAUCUUGAGAUGCACAACAGCCCAAAGAAUACUGAUCAGAAACACCCGCUCCUGCUCAAUCACCAUGAUGAGAGAGCGAGAAGACUCCAUCAGCUUCCUGUCCUAGAUGGUUUUGAUGUCAUCAAAAUUGAAGCAGACAUCAUGAAGCAAAGCCAUGUGUGGACCAACCUGAUGUCCAGGCACGCUGAGAGCGCCAUUGAUAGACUGACCAGAUCACAGGAGCUACUGCAUUUCUGCACUGACAAGUCAAUGAGCUGGUCUGAGCUACAGAGGCUUCUCCAGCUGUUUGUGUUUGAGAGCAUGCCGUUGACUACAGUGGAUGAGAGCGGCUGUAUUAAAGGAUCUCAAUCAGAUCCUCCAAACCCCACACCAUGGGACAACCCUGUUGAAUUCACCAAACACCUGUACUGGAGCAACAGAAGGAUACCAGGAUCAGCAAAAAGCAGUGCUGGGACUGAUGAACAAACGGGUCAUGAAGUAACUGUAACAGAUCUCCAGAAGACAUUGAUUCGUCAGCUGGGACACUGGAACUUUGUAGAGAAACACAGUGCUUAUGUUUUCCCGCAGGUCUUUCAGUCUGCGUGUGAGACUUAUAGAUGUGUGAACACAUUUCACUGUUGCAGAGACAAUGCAAUAUAUGUCAUCUGCCAAAAUCCCAUGAGCCCUCAGAGGAGUUGCAAAGAAUUCUGGGAUGCAUCACUUCACACAGAUGUGGGCUUCAGGAACUACUUGGAAUAUGUGGCAGACUCAAUCAGUGAAUGGACCAAGCAGGAAGAGGAAAAAUGGCAGAUGGAGCAGGAGAAGAAAGAGGCAGAAAGAAUUCCCAUUCAAACCCCUUCAGAGACUGACAGGAAGAGAGACUCCCCAAUCUCAGACACAUUAGAACCGUAUAUAAGAGAGGACUCUCUCAAAGCAUGGAAGAUCGAGCAGGAAAGAUUAGAGGACGAACAAUCCAAAAAGACUAAGAAAGAAAAAGGAGGAAAAGCAACACCGAAAGUAGGAGAGAGAAUCGACUCCGUAAAGGAAAACAAGAAGACUCCGCUGUCCUCAAAAAAGAGUAGAGACAACAUGUCCAAAACACCCAGCUCGGCUACACUACCUAGAGACAAGACCAGAGACAUUCUAGAGACGCCUCAAGAACCAGCAAAUGAGAUGAGAACAAAUGUUUUCACAGGCUACAGUUUAAAUGGAAAACUGGUACAGGUUGCUGGCAAAGUUCAGUCUCUCUAUCCCUGUGAUGGAGGACAAAUUGAUGUGGAGAGUUUUCACUUCACACAAGGGCUGACACAAGUGAAAGUAUGUGUAAACAAGGAUGGCCAUCACUUCUACACACACAUUUCAGAGAGAAAAAAAGAGGACAAACUAAAGGAUUUUGACAUGUUCAGUAAACAAGUCAUCAAACACAAGAGAGAUGGAUCUACUGAGGUCCUAUUUACAGAUGGUACAGUCAGUACGAGUCCAGACUCUGGACCAGUGUGUGUGCUGGUUCCACACACACUCCUAAAGGAGGAAGAUCCUAUUAAAGAGAUGAUAGUGGACACCAAAGACAAGAAAGGCAAGGCUGAUUCUAAGGUAAAUACAGAGGAUGAGCAACAAAAGUCCACAGAAAAUGAAAGAACAAAAUACUAUUUCGAGAUUAACGGGGGCUCUUGGACCACCACAACCCCCUCUGGCUCCAGAGUCGCCUCUGUGGCUGGAAAGGAAGUUAAAGUGCAGCCGAUACUGGCCUAUCAUGCUACAGACCCCUUCAGUGGGACAGCUGUGGUCACAAGAGAGGACAAAGUGCUGUCUGUGCUGAAGAAAGAUGGAACGGUGAUAGUGGAUCACGCUGAUGGGACGCGUAUUACCACCUUCUACCAGCAGGGGGAGCUGCAACAACAUCUGAGCUCAGAGAAACUGGUUCGGGUGGAAAAAGCUGAAUUUGCAACGGUGAUUAUGGACUAUGAGGGAAGAGCAUGUGAUGUUAUUUUCGGGGAUGGCACCUUCAUCAGCGCAACUGCGCAUGGAUCAUAUAAAAUUUAUCCUCAUGGUGGAGGUGUUCUUCUUAUUGAUAAGGAUGGUGGGGUGGUGUACACAUCUAAACAGUCUCAAGAGCGAUCAGAGAGGAACCCACUAGGCCAAUAUGUGAUGAACCACAGAGCAGAUGUCCUAUGUCAUGUGACAGACCCCGAGGGGAACCACUUUCAAGUUAAUGCAGAUGGGCAGGUUACUAUCACGGCUAAUGGAUCAGAAACAAAAGAGCCAGAGACAGAAACAGAGCUUCACCAGAAUGCUGGCUUUAAAACACACCCACCCAGGUUAUUUGUGGUGCAUGAGGACUGUUCAGCCUCAGAGCUGCUGAGAGCUCAAGAUGUGGAAGAUCUCCUACAGAAGGCUUACUGUGACUCUUCUAUCGCCAUCCUCACUGACCCACUAGCAGACUCACAACAAUCAUUUGGCAUAACUCUGCUAAGGCCCUGCCCAGACAUCAACUCUCAUUGGCUCUCAUCCAAGCAAGAGGAUGACAUCAUUCCCACACACCUCAAAUCCAGGAAAUGGGAGUCAUUCCCUGCAUCUGAGAAGAAGACUCCAGGCCCGCCUUUUGGGACUACCCUUGGUUGUAGUCUUGAGUUGAAGGAAAAACCGCCAAAGUCUAGUUCCAUCCACAUCCAUCCGGUUUUGGAGUGCCCUGAUGUGCUGCUGGUGCGUCAGAUGACCCAGCAUCCACCUGUUACUGAAGCACUGCGCAGGAACCUGCAAGACAAAGUCAAGGCGUAUUUGGAGCAGCUGCUGCAGAGAGAGAAUCAGUGGGAGAAGAUGGAGCUGAAGGACCCGCGUACAGCAGAGGAGAAAGUUCAUCAGAACGAUCUACUGCAGCUUGUACUGUCCCUGCCUGAUGCUGUAGACCCUCCAGUUGCAAUGGAGAUAAGGCCUCUGUCAGCUGAUGUGGCGUCUCUCUAUACUCAAGCAGUGCGAGCAGCUCAACAUCCCCACGAGCUACAGGAAAAGAGAGAAGAGAAAGUUACCAAGUGUGUCAAUAAAAAGAAGCAAAAGUCACUGUGGGAAAACAGGAUUAACCAGCACAGGCAAGAACUCCAGGAGCAGAGAAGACACAGAAACGCACUCAGACACCAUAUCGUUACUCCAUACUUUCACCCUGAGCUGAAGGAAAUGUCACUCUUUACAGAUGAGGCUAGUACAACCAUCUGA